AUGUCGGAUGCAAAAUAUUUUCAACGAGGGAAGAUCCAUGAACUUCGCACCGAGUUAAAUAACUCGGAAAAAAAAGACAAACAACACAUAAAAAAAAAGACCGUAUUAAAGAAAAUUGUGGCCAAUAUGACUAUGGGUAAUGAUAUGUCGUCUUUGUUUCCUGAUGUUAUAAAUUGCAUGCAAAUACCUGUGCUAGAAAUCAAAAAGAUGGUAUAUCUUUAUUUAAUCAAUUAUUCGAGAACGAAACCAGAUUUGGCAGUUAUGGCCAUUCCAACUUUUUUGAAG
Molecule: messenger RNA, 285 nt
Organism: Racocetra persica
Lineage: Eukaryota; Fungi; Glomeromycota; Glomeromycetes; Diversisporales; Gigasporaceae
Source: the annotation of a GenBank genome assembly